AGUCAUUUCUUUAGAAAACAUGAUGAAAGGCAAGCACAGACAGUCUAUAAUGUUCCAAAUAGAGCGCCAAGACUCCUCCAUCGCGCGCGCUCCUCACAACUACACUUACCAGCAUGCACUGCGCUUACGUACAUAUCAAUCCGUUGUGAAUUACACUUCCUGGUUACCUUAGCGCUAACUCAACCCACACUUGAAAACUUGCACCAGUCAACAACAACUAACAAGGUUUGAUCUUUGCAAAAACCUUAUAGCGAUGUGAUCUACAGUGUAAAUUCCUCUCGUUUCAUCUCUUGACUUUUGUUUUUUUAAAGCUAGGAAGCAAGAUAUUGCAGGAAGGUGAACAGUUCACCCCACAGCUCCAUCAGGCCAGGGCGACAGCACAGUGCUGGGCAGGAUCGGAGGGUCCGGGAAGGAACAAAGAAAAACUGAAGAGGAAAAGAAGGGGUGUGUCGGUGGAUGAGGGAUUGAAGCAGCACAGAGAACCUGGAGUGGAACAGAGGGACUGAAAGCGAGGAGGAGAAUACUAGUAACAAACGACAGAGGAGCUCAAAAGGAAUCCAAACAGCUCUGAGACAGUGUACUGCCCAGUAUGGAGGAUUUCAGACGGACCUACCUGCGUCUGUGUAAGGAGGGGGGCGUGGAGCCCCAGGAGUCAGUGCUAGCUCAGCUCCAGGAGACCAGGGGAGUCGCAGCAGGAUCCAGGCUGGACCUGAGGGGACACAGCCUGUCUGUAGACACCUGUGCCGUGCUGGGGAAGGUCCUCCACAAAGACACACUCUUCACCGAGCUGGCCCUCAGUGACUGCAUGCUCACUGAGGAAGGUGCCAAGCUGCUCCUGAAUGGGCUGUGUGCCAACACUACUGUUAAAGUCCUGGAUCUGAAGGGAAAUAACUUGAGAUCAACAGGAGCUGAGGCUUUAGGGAAGCUGUUGGUGAGAAACAAGACACUGUGCAGGCUGGUGUUGGAGUGGAAUGCGUUGGGGAUGUGGGAGGAGGCGUUCUCAGUGUUCUGUGAGGGUUUGGCCACCAACGCCUGUCUAACCCAGCUGGACCUGCGCAACAACCAGAUCAACCACCAGGGGGCCUCAGAGCUCUGCCUGGCCCUCAAGCGGAACAGCACCCUGCAGGAACUGGAUGUGAGGUGGAACAACAUUGGUCUGCUGGGUGGCCGGUCCUUCCUGGAGGCUCUACAGCAGAACAGGACCCUGACACACCUGGAGAUGGCUGGAAACAACAUCCCCAGCGACACACUCAAAGCCCUCGAGCAGGCGAUGGAUCAUAACUCGGACAGGCAGUCCACUAUGAGAGAGAGCCGCAGCAGAACCCAAGUCCUCAGCAAGGAGAUCCAGAUCCUCAAGGAGGAGAAGGGACGCCAGUUCCUGAGUCUGAUGGAGACCAUAGACAAACAGAGAGACGAGAUGGGCCGAAGCACCAGGUCAGCGACCACAUCUAUCCAUGUGGGUCAGCUACAGGAGGCCCUGAACGAGAGGAAGUCUGUCGUCAACUCUCUCACAGCCAAAUUCCAGAUGACGGAGGCAGCACUGGCCAUGUCGGAACAGAAGAACCACAACCUGGGAGAGCUGCUGACCAGAGUGAAGACUGAGAAAGACGAGCAGAGAGAACGACAGAGCAGGGAGAGGAAGAAGGAACAAGAGGACAGUGCUCUGAGGGAAGGGAAGCUUCUCAGAGAGAUGAACAGCAUGUCAGAGACAAACGUACAGCUCAAGAAUAAGUUGGAGAAGAUGGAGAGCAGGUGUAAGUCUCAGCAGGACCAGAUUUUUGAGCUGAAGCAGGAGCUCACCAACAGCACAGCAGAGCUAAAGCUACGGCUAGCACAGGCAGAAGAGCGUUUGGAGAUGGAGAAGAAGAGAUCUAAACAGUCUCUGGAGGACAUGGAUAACCUUCGACAGAAAGAGGUGGACCAUGUGAAUCGUCACCUUGACGAGAGUGAGAGGGCUCUACAGGACCGGAUCCUCAAACUGGAGGGACAGCGGAUACAGCUGGAGGAGGAGUUGAGCAGGGCCAAGGCAGCCUGUGUUACAGAGAGAGCCCAGGCAGAGGAGGAACUGGGGAAGGUGCGGGUACAGGUUCGCCUGGAGGAGCAGCAGCGUGUGAGUGGGUUAGAGGAGAAGCUGCGUGGGUUGCGUCAGUCCCGUGAUGAGUCCCAGAGCCACUGUUCCCAGCAGAAACAGACCAUAGCUGAGCUGCAGGCUCGUAGCGGACAGCAGAGCAUCGAGACAGACGGACUACGACGCAGGAUAGAGGAGCUGCAGCAGGAGUUGUCUGGUAAGGACCAGGAGAAGGUUGCGGAGGUGAGUCGGGUCAGGGUGGAGCUACAGGAGCAGAUGGGACACCUGCAGGCUGAGAGGACCGCACAGGGAGGACUGAAGGAGAAGAUAGCUGCUCUUGAGAGAGAGAUGAAAGUGCUGGCCAGUAACCACAGAGAGGCCAUCCUGGACAAGGAGAGUGAGAUAUCAUCUCUGUUUGAGAAGCUGCGACUGAGAGAGGCAGAGAUCCAGAGGAUGAGAGAGGACGAGGCUCAGAGAGCUAGCUUCCUCCAGAACGCUAUACUCACAUACGUACAGGGGUCACCGCUGCACUACAGUCCUAAGAAAUGACCUCUGACUUCUAACCUUUGACCCUUCCCAUCCUUAUGUAGGGACUAAGUACAGGGGUCACCACUUUGGUUCUGCCAUCCCAAGAAAUAACCUCUGACCCCGAACCCCUGUCCCAUUUACCCCUACAACCUUGUGCCCAUACACCCUCACAAGUGUGGGACACUAAAGUGACCCAAACCUUUCUAUUCCACCCAUACUCCAUGUGUUCCUUUCCGGUCUUUCCCCCUCUCCCCUUUGGUCCCUCCAAACCACCCCAGCACAAAAUAUCAACAGCACAGAUAUUCACCUCUAGACAUCCUCAGCUUCGGGUGUACAGUGCAUUCGUAAAGUAUUCAGACCCCUUGACUUUUUCCACAUUUUGUUACGUUAUAUAGCCUUAUUCUAAAAUUGAUUCAAUUGUAUUUUUCCCCAUCAAUCUACACACACUACCCCAUAAUGACAAAGCAAAAACAGGUUUUUCCAAAUACAAAACUGAAAUAUCACAUUUACAUAAGUAUUCAGACCUUUAACUCAGUACUUUUUUGAAGCACCUUUGUCAGCGAUUACAGCCUCGAGUCUUCUUGGGUAUGACGCUACAAGCUUGGCACACCUGUAUUUGGGGAGUUUCUCCCAUUCUUCUCUGCAGAUCCUCUCAAGUUCUGUCAGGUUGGAUGGGGAGCGUGCUGCACAGCUAUUUUCAGGUCUCUCCAGAGAUGUUCAAUUGGGUUCAAGACCAGGCUCUGGCUGGGCCACUCAAGAACAUUGAGAGUCUUGUCCCGAAGCCGCUCUUGAGUGUAUGCUUAGGGUCGUUGUCCUGUUGAAAGGUGAACAUUCGCCCUAGUCUGAGGUCUCUGUACUUUGGUCUGUUCAUCUUUCCCUCGAUCUUCACUAGUCUCCCAUUCCCUGCCACUGUAAAACACCCCCACAGCAUGAUGCUGCCACCACCAUGCUUCACCGUAGGGAUGGUGCCAGGUUUCCUCCAGACGUGACGA
Molecule: messenger RNA, 3588 nt
Organism: Salmo salar (Atlantic salmon)
Lineage: Eukaryota; Metazoa; Chordata; Actinopteri; Salmoniformes; Salmonidae
Gene: lrrc45
Product: leucine rich repeat containing 45
Cellular component (GO): plasma membrane; centrosome
Molecular function (GO): protein binding
Source: RefSeq, a predicted model, not a curated record